UCCACUGUGAUUGUGUUGGCUAAUGAGAAAUUUCCUUUCAUUCUGUUGGGUGGUAUGUCCUCUCCAUAGGCGCUGCAGAGAAAGCAACUUGUACGCAAUUUGCUCCUUUGGGGCUGUCUUACAUUCUGAGUUUCAGAGCGUUUCAGCUUCUAUGAUCACAGGAGUUAUUCUUCUUGCUGUUGGAGUCUGGGGGAAGCUCACUUUAGGCACUUAUAUCUCGCUCAUUGCUGAAAACUCUACCAAUGCCCCCUAUGUGCUUAUUGGGACUGGUACCACAAUUAUUGUCUUUGGGCUGUUCGGAUGUUUUGCUACUUGCCGCGGAAGCCCAUGGAUGCUGAAACUGUAUGCCAUGUUCUUAUCCCUUGUGUUCCUGGCUGAGCUUGUGGCUGGCAUUUCAGGGUUUGUGUUUCGCCAUGAGAUAAAGGACACUUUCCUUAGGACAUACACUGAAGCUAUCCAGAAUUACAAUGGGAAUGAUGAGAGAAGCCGCGCAGUGGAUGACGUACAACAAAGUCUGAGCUGCUGCGGCAUCCAGAACUACACCAACUGGAGCAGCAGCCCCUACUUCUUUGAACAUGGGAUUCCCCCAAGUUGUUGCAUGAACUCCAGUGACUGUAACCCCCAGGAUCUGCGCAAUAUGACUGUGGCUGCUACUAAAGUAAAUCAGAAGGGCUGUUAUGAUCUGGUGACCAGUUUUAUGGAGACAAAUAUGGGAAUCAUAGCUGGAGUGGCUUUCGGAAUUGCUUUCUCACAGUUGAUUGGAAUGCUGCUGGCCUGUUGUCUGUCACGGUUUAUUACUGCCAAUCAGUAUGAGAUGGUUUAACAAGAGAUGUGAAAUACAGAGCCUGUCUCAAAAUCAGGAACUGCAGAAAUCAAGGAAGACUUUAAAGAAUGUUACAGCACACACACACUCAUACAUGCACAUGCACGCAUACACACAUAAGCGUGCAUGCUUGUGUGAGCACACACACACACAUACAUGCGUGUGCACUCACACACACACACAAACCAUCUUCUAGGCUCCGUACCAUGCGUAGUGUACCAUUCCGUGAAGUACCCUUGUGCCACAAAGAGUAGCCUGAAUCAUGCAGCAUCUAGAAGUCCAUCUUAAAGGCUCUGCACAUGAUGGCACUGUAUGUAUGUUCUUGGUCAUACAGUAGUUGCAUUGUAAGUUAACAAAGGUAAUUCAUUAACAGCAUUGAUCAGGCUGUGCAUGUAGUGACUGGAGGGCAUAAUUAGCCUUUCACCAUGGUUGAUAAAUGUUGCACACACAUAUAAACCAGUAUAUAAAAUAUAUAUUCUUUUGGGUUAAUCUUAAUUUCUUAUUUUGUUAAUUGCUUUACUAAGAUUUUCAUCCUCCCCCACAACUGCCCCCUUUCCCAAAACAAAUUAAAUCAGUAACAUACCAUAAAGAUACUUAAAAAAUAAUGUUGAAAUGUUGUGCUUGAAGGGAACUGUUAUUCCUGAUGUUCUUCUACAUCUUUGAUUCUUAUUCAGUGUUGUAUGCCUAGUGUGUAGGCUUUGUCUAGUGCAUUUUGCCUCUGAACCUGAACCUGUGUGAUACUGUUAUUAAGCUGUGUUGUUGCUUACUAUGAAGGCAGUAAUUUUGCUUCUUUUAUUUUUUUAUUAGAUAACUAUGAACUAAUGAAACCUUGCUGUACUGCGGCCUUCAUCCUCUGUUUCCUUUCUUUUCUCUUCUCUUCUUUUCUCUUUUCUUCUUUUCUUUUCUCUUCUUGUGCAUUGGAAUUGCAGCCACCAAAUACUUUGUCAAAUCAAUCAACAAAAAAGCAAAAAUAAAAAAAAACAAAACAAAAAAAAACAAAACAAAACAAAAAACCAAGCAUAAGGAAUAUUUUUGGGGGAAAGCAAAAGUUUAAAACCUUUUUAAAAAAA
Messenger RNA from Gavialis gangeticus (Gharial), 1893 nucleotides. It is a transcript of the gene TSPAN7, whose product is annotated as tetraspanin 7. Gene Ontology annotation, cellular component: membrane. Lineage: Eukaryota; Metazoa; Chordata; Crocodylia; Gavialidae. The record is from RefSeq and is a predicted model, not a curated record. The transcript is spliced from 8 exons. The coding region runs from base 23 to 823 and encodes 266 amino acids.